UGUAGAGUCACACUGAUUUUUUGUCUAUCAUUAUAAGUUCACUUGGCUUUCAAUUUAUUUUGUUUUCCGAGAGAAAUACAUUUAACGAAAAUAUUGUAAGAAUGGCCGCUCGCGGCGAUAUUAUUGCACAAUUCAUUGAGAUAACUGGCACCGAUGAAAAUACUGCGAAAUUCUACUUAACCAGUUGCGAAUGGGAUAUUGAGCAAGCACUUGGCAACUACUGGACUACACAGUCUGAUAUGCCAUCAACAGAUGCAGCUGUUGUCGGCCAAUCAGGCAAUCCGACACCGGCGCCAACAACAACAACUUCUAGCGGAGCCGGCGCCGCUGCUACAAAGGCAGCAACAGCGUCUGCAACAACGAAGACAGCGUCUAGUGAUGUUCCACCAAAGGGAACGACUGCUAAACCAAAGUUUGCCACGCUCAGUGACAUGUCGAAGCAGUCGAGCAGUGAUGAAGAGCAUCAGGCUUUCUAUGCCGGCGGCUCGGAUCGUUCGGGACAGCAAGUGCUGGGGCCGGCGAAGCGAAAGAAUUUCCGUGAACAACUCACCGACAUGAUGCGCUCGGCCCAAGAGCAGAAUAUAGCUGAAGUUGGCGUCGGACCGUCCACAAGUGGAACAGCCAGUGCCGGUGGCAAUGUUUGGGGCCAAGGUAUGCGUCUGGGCAUGACUGACAACGAUCAUACAGCUGUGGGGGCAAGUCGCAGUGCACAGCCCGCUGAAAAUAAACCUGUAGUGGUAUUGAAACUAUGGAGCCAAGGAUUCUCAAUCGAUGGCGGCGAGUUGCGUCACUAUGAUGAUCCGCAGAACAAGGAAUUCCUGGAGACAGUGAUGCGAGGAGAAAUUCCACAAGAGCUGUUGGAAAUGGGACGCAUGGUGAACGUUGAUGUUGAAGAUCAUCGACAUGAGGAUUUCAAGCGUCAGGCAGUGCCACAAACUUUCAAAGGAUCGGGCCAAACUUUGGGCAGUCCCGUUGGCAAUAUUGUUACGAAUAAAGAUCCAGUAGCAGCUGCUGCGACUCCCGGCGAAGUUGCUAACCAGGAGGCAAGCGCACGUGACGAGCUAAAUGUGAAUGCCGAGGCUCCGUUGACAACGUUGCAAAUUCGACUUGCCGACGGAUCACGUUUGGCAGCUCAAUUCAAUUUGUCACACACUGUUUCAGACAUUCGCCGCUUCAUACAAACUGCUCGUCCGCAGUACUCUAAUAGCAACUUUGUGCUGGUUUCAUCGUUUCCUACACGCGAGCUGAGCGAUGACGACUCAACAAUUGAGAAGGCUGGCCUUAAGAAUGCUGCGCUUAUGCAGCGCCUUAAAUAAUUAAGCGAUGCAACUGAAGCGUUCCCAAAAACAAAUAAGAUGGAAGAAGACCCAUUAACACUACAAAAUAAAUAAUCAUAAUGAUAAUAUUGGAUAUGGUACACUCAACAGGCAAUACACAAAUACAAACAACUACAACAUUCGAAAUUACCUUGUAUUGCACACAUUCGAAACGUUUUAUAAUUGUCUAUUUAUUAUUGUACAAUAUAAAAUUGAAUCGUAA
This is a messenger RNA of Drosophila sulfurigaster albostrigata, 1539 nucleotides long. It is a transcript of the gene p47, whose product is annotated as NSFL1 cofactor p47. The record is from RefSeq and is a predicted model, not a curated record. Bases 102 to 1316 code for a protein of 404 amino acids. NCBI's taxonomy places the organism in Eukaryota, Metazoa, Arthropoda, Insecta, Diptera, Drosophilidae. Gene Ontology annotation, cellular component: nucleus; cytosol. The transcript has 5 exons. Gene Ontology annotation, molecular function: ubiquitin binding. Gene Ontology annotation, biological process: nuclear membrane reassembly; proteasome-mediated ubiquitin-dependent protein catabolic process; membrane fusion.